CCUCGGGGCAAUAUCAUCGAGCCCUUCGGAGGUUUUGCAUUACCUUGAGCCUCGCCGCACAAAUCACAUUGGUCCCAACGACCAGAUGACAUCAUCAGCGCAUCCACACCCAAAGCGGUAACGCCCCGUUCCAGCGUCUACCCCAUCACAGUAACGAACUGCGAGAUCUGAGGCAACGACGCAACAGCCUCGCACAUUGCACCCCAAAAACCAGCUGUGCUCCCUGUCUAACAAUAGAGGAUCCCUGGAGCAUGCGACAUCAUACCGCGACAUCAUACAAAACGGCGGAUAUGGCAUUCCCAUAGUCCAAGACCCUACUUCCAAACCAAGCACUACACUACUUUUUUCCCAAGCCGCUAUUGCAUACCAUACCUACUUCUGCCUUGAUUCGCACUAGAAAGCCAAACACACUACUUGCAAACCAACGAAGCACACCACACAGCACAGCAAGCACCAUGGGCCUCUUCCGCCAAAAGCACUCCGCCGCUGCAGCGCCCUCGCCAAACCCACUUAUAACCUACACCAUCGCGCAAAACCUCGCGGGCAAGCUAACCGUGACCUCGCCCGUGCCCACCGCAUACGCAUACUCUAUCACGCUGUCGCUCAAGAAAUCCUUCCGCGACACCAUCGAAGUCGCCAUCCACCGCAGCAUCGCCAGUACCUACGAGCAGCACGCCGACGUCGUGGGCCACUGCCUGAUCCAAACCGCGAGCGCCAAGUUCCUCGACUGCAAGUUCGACGCGUACGGCACGGACGUGAAGCUAGAGAAGAGCGGCGGCGGGCUCAACGUGGAGAAGACGACGUACAAGCUCGAGGUGCCGCGGCUGGGCAAGUACAAGUGGGUGCACGACCACGAGGCGCUGACGAGCGCGGACAAGCGGUUGAAGCUGGUGGAGGAGAGCUCCGGGGCGGUGCUGGCGCGGUUUGGCGGCGCGCAGGGCGUCAAUGAGUUUGGCGUGCUGGAGGUGUAUGAUUGGCGCGUGGCGCAGGAUCAGGAUUGGUGUGGGCUGUGUGUGUUGACGGCGGUGUGCGUGUAUGCGCGGGAGGAGCGGACGAGGGAGCGGAAGAAGAAGGCGAAUGGGAUUGUGAGUGCUGUGGGGAAUUGGGGUGGUUUGUUGACGAUGGGGAUGCCGGUGGGGAACUAGAUGAAUGGUGCGAAUGUCGAGUUGUUUUUCUGCAAAGUCGGGGUUUAGCGCUCUAUUCUUGUGGGUCUUCUCUUUCAGAUUCUCCUGCUCUUCCUCAGCGACGAUGAACGUCCCGUGAGAGGUACCUCCUAUGUGGCUCACAAGUAUCGUCUCACUUCUUCCCGAGUCCCAGUUUCUUCUUGAUGUUCGAUCCGACCUUCUUAAGUCCCGACUCCUUCUCCCUCUGCUCCUCCUGCGCCUGUCUCGCCCCCGAUCCACCUCUCACAUUGAUCUUCGUCUUCUCACUACCAGCUCUUCUUGCCUCCUCACUCUUACCUUCCUCAUCUUUCCCUACUACAAUCUUCCAAGCUUCCUCUCCUUCACCAGCCUCCACCACCAUCGGCUUGACCUCCCAAUUCCCCUGGCCCUC
Trematosphaeria pertusa is the source of this 1554-nucleotide messenger RNA. RefSeq lists its product as uncharacterized. NCBI's taxonomy places the organism in Eukaryota, Fungi, Ascomycota, Dothideomycetes, Pleosporales, Trematosphaeriaceae. The record is from RefSeq and is a predicted model, not a curated record. The transcript has a single exon. The coding region runs from base 456 to 1145 and encodes 229 amino acids.